Messenger RNA from Acanthosepion pharaonis, 1182 nucleotides. The record is from the annotation of a GenBank genome assembly. Lineage: Eukaryota; Metazoa; Mollusca; Cephalopoda; Sepiida; Sepiidae.
AUGCAGAUACGUAAGAACGACGGAAUUGACCAAAUGCAGAUACGUAAGAACGACGGAAUUGACCAAAUGCAGAUACGUAAGAACGACGGAAUUGACCAAAUGCAGAUACGUAAGAACGACGGAAUUGACCAAAUGCAGAUACGUAAGAACGACGGAAUUGACCAAAUACAGAUACGUAAGAACGACGGAAUUGACCAAAUACAGAUAGGUAAGAACGACGGAAUUGACCAAAUGCAGAUACGUAAGAACGACGGAAUUGACCAAAUGCAGAUACGUAAGAACGACGGAAUUGACCAAAUGCAGAUACGUAAGAACGACGGAAUUGACCAAAUGCAGAUACGUAAGAACGACGGAAUUGACCAAAUGCAGAUACGUAAGAACGACGGAAUUGACCAAAUACAGAUAGGUAAGAACGACGGAAUUGACCAAAUGCAGAUACGUAAGAACGACGGAAUUGACCAAAUGCAGAUACGUAAGAACGACGGAAUUGACCAAAUGCAGAUACGUAAGAACGACGGAAUUGACCAAAUGCAGAUACGUAAGAACGACGGAAUUGACCAAAUGCAGAUACGUAAGAACGACGGAAUUGACCAAAUGCAGAUACGUAAGAACGACGGAAUUGACCAAAUGCAGAUACGUAAGAACGACGGAAUUGACCAAAUGCAGAUACGUAAGAACGACGGAAUUGACCAAAUGCAGAUACGUAAGAACGACGGAAUUGACCAAAUGCAGAUACAUUUGGACUCUUGCUAUGUUUUUCCAUCUAUCUAUCUAUCUAUCUAUCUAUCUAUCUAUCUAUCUAUCUAUCUAUGCAUUUUCAUCUAUCUAUCGAUAAAUAACUGUCUUUUCAUCUAUCUCUUUUCAUCUAUCUAUCGAUAUAUCUCUGUCUGGUCAUCUAUCUAUCUACCUAUCUAUCUAUCUAUCUAUCUGUCUGUCUGUCUUUUCACUUAUCUAUCUAUCUAUCCAUUUCAGACUGUUUGUAUCUAUCUAUCUAUCUAUCUAUCUUUCUCUGUCUUUUCACCUAUCUCUCUAUCUAUUUAUCUAUCACUUUUCACCUAUCUAUCUAUCUAUCUAUCUAUCUAUGUCUUUUCACCUGUAUGCCUGUCUGUCUAUCUCUGCCUUUUCACUAUCUAUCUAUCUAUCUAUCUAUCUAUCUAUCUAUCUAUCUAUCUAUCUAUCUAA